This is a messenger RNA of Eutrema salsugineum, 1070 nucleotides long. RefSeq lists its product as uncharacterized. The record is from RefSeq and is a predicted model, not a curated record. NCBI's taxonomy places the organism in Eukaryota, Viridiplantae, Streptophyta, Magnoliopsida, Brassicales, Brassicaceae. The transcript has 6 exons. Bases 55 to 822 code for a protein of 255 amino acids. Gene Ontology annotation, cellular component: membrane.
CACUUCCCUCACUUCUUUUACCAGACUACACUCACAAGCUCUCUUCUCCAUUCAAUGGCGGCCAUUACCGGAUUCUCCGCUCUCUCCAGCUCUAUCUCUCCUCCUCCAUCACUUCCGGCGUCGCCUUUACUCAAUUCCCCUCCGUGUCUCUCCAGAUUCCCAAAUGUAUCUCCUUUUCCCGCGCUCUCUACCUCUCUCCGGAGAAGGAUUCCGUUGACUCCGGCGUGUUCUUCGAUUGGCGACGGAGAUGAAUCUGUUGAAGAAGCAAGAGGUGAUGAUGAGAUUAGAGAGACUUUGAUGUUAUCAGUCUCUCCUUUGCCUCUCCUCCUUGUUGCUUCUCUCCCUGGAGCUGCAACUGUUAGAUCUGUCAUUGGACCCUUUGUGGAGAUUGUUAAAUCCUUGAAUCUACCUGAAUGGCUUGUUCAUUGGGGCCAUCCAGGGAACAUGGCAGUGGUUCUUUUUGCUAUGGGUGGCUAUGGAACAUACCUAGGCUUCCGGAUUCGUUAUUCAGAUGACAUUGAAGAGAAGGCAAAUGCAAAAGACCUGCACCCGAAGCUUCUAGCCGGAAUGUUUUUCUUUUUCGCCCUUGGAGCAACUGGUGGUAUCACAUCCCUUCUUACCUCCGACAAACCCAUCUUCGAAAGCCCGCACGCUGUUACAGGAUCUAUAGGUCUUGCACUCUUGACGAUUCAAACAAUCUUACCAACUUUGUUCAAGGACAAACCAGAUCUGAGGAACGUGCAUGCGAUCCUUGGGAGCGGGAUAAUGGCUCUUUUCCUCAUCCAUGGUGCUCUCGGCCUUCAGCUCGGUCUCAGUUACUGACCUAUUCUUUACUAACUUCUUCUCAUGUCUUUGUGUUCUUCUUCAGCUGCAACCACAACCAUUUUUCUCUACUUUGUUUUUUCUUUCUUUCUUUUAUUCAAUUAUACAUAGAACGCCUUAAAAUCUAAUAUAGAAAAGAAUCAAAGAUGAUAUAUUUAGAGGCAAAAAGCUUGUAAAAUAAUGUCAAAUCUAUGUGUAUUGUUUAAGAAUUUCGAUUAUGGGGUUUUUCACUCAUAUUUGAAUAUUUU